Molecule: messenger RNA, 5870 nt
Organism: Dreissena polymorpha
Lineage: Eukaryota; Metazoa; Mollusca; Bivalvia; Myida; Dreissenidae
Product: catenin delta-2-like
Exons: 26
Coding region: 428-3988 (1186 amino acids)
Biological process (GO): cell-cell junction assembly; cell-cell adhesion
Cellular component (GO): cytoplasm; plasma membrane; nucleus
Molecular function (GO): cadherin binding
Source: RefSeq, a predicted model, not a curated record
UCCCUUUCUUUACCUGUGAAAAUUGAAUCAAAUGGAAGCAAAUAUUUUAAUGGAAUGUCAAGCUGUAUUCAACGUUGCUUUCUUGAAAUACACUUUUAUUUAUUCCGAUACUUAUAACAAUACUUUUUAAAUCUAGAUUAACAUAUAACAAUAUCAUUGAUUCUUUCAAUAUAUAAAUCCACGUGUUCUUAUAUACCUAGGCUUGGGAGGAAUUUUGUUUAUGGAACAGCCGUUUUCGGCGGAUGUUGUGGUUUGACAAAGAGUUGGACUUCAAAUUUAAUUGGAAUUAUUCAAUUUUUGCAUUCAGGUAAACGCACAAAGGAUACCAAUUUUCGUUAUCAACAGAGGCCACCAGAAAUCAUUCCUAACUAGUGAAAAUCCUGGAAUAUUAUACUCUCUUGGAAACUAUGAAGUGAACUUUUGGAAUAUGCCAACGGGUGUGUCUUCUAGGGGCUAUGAUGAUGCAUAUGGAACACCUCAAGGAUUUGAUGUCAACCAUAAUAAGAAAGAUAGCAUUCUAAAGUCAGUAAGAGAACAGGAAGCCCAGUUUGAGCGUUUGACUCGGGAACUUGAGGAGGAAAGAGCCAGAGUCUCUCACAAAGUCCAGCAGAACCCAGCCGUGUCUACAUAUAGGAUAGGUUCGGAGACCGAAAGCAUGAAUAGUAUAAGUAGUACUGAUGAUACUUUUCAAUGGGGAGGACCCCAGGACGACUCGCUCCGUUUUGGAGACGAGUCACACGGUCUCAUGGACUCCUGCUUACACGAGCUCCAGAGCCGGGGUACUAUGCACUUUGGUGAGGACAACAUGAACUACAUGCCAGAGGACCACUAUGGUGGCCGAGGGGGCCCAUACAGCGGGGACUACAACUCGUACAAUGGAGGACCACACCACGACACUUCCAUGCACUCAUCUCAUCACUCCCUGCAGAGCAACAACAGCAACCGCAACCCACGCAUCCAGCUGAAGCAGAGUAAUCAGAAUCUGGGCAGCCGUACGUCCCUGCCCCAAGACCAGCACAACGACAACUAUGCACCGUAUUCUGGCCUCCAGCGCAACGUCCACCCUGACUCCCCUGUCAAUGGUUCCCAGCGUGGACCCCCCACACCCACCAGGUUUAACCCAAACUAUUACGAUGGUUACGGGGAUAAUUACCGUAAUAGCCCUGUACCAUCGGAGCCUCACACGCCGCGGGGUUAUGGUGGUAGCUUGGAUCCCUACGACGCAAAUCCCAUGCAGCAGUUUCAUCCGCCAGAUAGUUCCUUCCACAAUGACUCAUUCUCUAGAGCUCCUGCCCCCACAGACAGAUAUGGAGCCCCCCAAGUGGAGGACAGUUUUUACAGACAGUCUCCCAUGCUGGAAAGAGGCUACAGAGAUGACCCAAGGAGCAAGUACAUGGACAGCCCCCGGGGUGGGGCCCAGCCUCAAUACCCUGGGGAUGAUCGGUACAAUGACAACAGUUUCCAAGGCCAGCCGGACAGUUUUCACGGUCCCCCUGAUGACUAUCAUGAUCAGCCGGACAGCUUCCAGGGCCGGCCAAACUAUUCAGGAUCUCAGCACAUGAUUGACAGGUAUGGUGAGCCGGUAGACAGUAGAGGGCCCCCACCUGAUGACAGUCGUUACCAGGAGGAAGACUCGUACAGGGAACCCCAGGAUGACAGCUUUCGGGGACCCGUACCUCAGAAUGACAGGCACAGAGACUACGAUGACGACCAGCCAACCAAUCAGAGCUUCCUACGGGAUCCCCAUGGCAACUAUGGAGACCCUUACUACCCAGAAGAUGAAAACCGUCGUCAUGAAGGCCUGCCCCAGGUCCAGGACGACCCGUUUGCAGACGACCCGUUCCGCCAGAAGCAGCGUUCUCUGCUCCAUUUACAGCAACUAGAGGAUCCCUACCCCCGGGGACACUCCCCAGCGGCUGGCAGCGAACGCAUGAGUCCAGGCAGUCUUCACAGCCUUCAUGAUCGUCCCCCGCAGUAUGACGGGCGGGAGGGCCCAGUCCGCUACGUGGAGGACGACCCUCACCACCCAGAUGACAAUUACCCGGAGGACAGAUCUCACACACCUUCUGGGAAUGAGGAUUCAAUGCGGUGGCGGUCACCUGACCUCCAGGAGGUGAUAGACUUUCUGAGUCAUCCUAGCGAUGCCAUCAAGGCCAACGCUGCUGCAUACCUUACCCACCUCAGCUACAUGGACGACAACAUCAAGCAGAAGAUACGAGGUCUGAACGGCAUUCCUCUACUUGUGGACAUGCUGAACAGCGACUUUCCUGAGGUGCAUAAGAACGCCUGCGGGGCGUUGAAGAACAUGUCCUAUGGGCGACACAAUGAUGAGAACAAGCGUUCUAUCCGUAAUGCGGGUGGUAUCCCGGCGUUGGUACGGUUGCUAAGGAAGACCCAGGAUGAGGAUACCCGGGACCUGGCUACAGGCGUGCUCUGGAACCUCUCCUCAUGUGAUGAUUUGAAGAAAGCCAUUAUAGAUGAUGCGCUGGCAGUGCUGGUGAACAGCGUGGUGAUACCGCAGUCUGGGUGGGAGAAACGGGGUCUGCCUCCAGUACACAACCAGGACUCCUGGACCACAACCUUCCGCAAUGCAACCGGAGUUUUACGGAACGUGAGUUCAGCAGGUGAAGAAGCCAGGAAGAGACUGCGAGAGUGUAACGGACUUGUGGACUCAUUAAUUCACACGCUAAAGAUAGCAAUUGAUCAAAAUAAUGUGGACAAUAAACCAGUCACAAACUGUGUAUGCACGUUGCGGAAUUUGGCAUUCCGAAUUCAGGAAGUUGCUGAUCCAGACUUUUAUAAGAAGCGUGACGCAACUCUGCGGAGACAGAAGAAACAGGAGAAAGGAGGGACAACUGGCUGUUUUGGUGGUGGCAAUAAAAAGAAAACGGGACCAAAUAAAGGACAAACUAUAGAAGAUGAAACUCAGCCUCAGCUACCCCAGACGGCUCAAGUGUUCCGGGCACUAUGGGGUGUGGAUGCUGUACGCUACUUCCUGCAGCUUCUCACUGGAUCCAAUCCCACAAUGCUCGAGGCUUCCUGUGGGGCCAUACAGAACCUAGCAGCAUGUGACUGGAAGUUUGCAAUAGAGAUUCGGGCGCUGGUGCGCAAGGAGAAGGGGCUGCCUAGCCUGGUGGACCUGCUCACGUUUGAGGAGGAGAGAGUGGUCGGGGCUGCAGCCACCGCCCUCAGGAACCUCUCCAUUGAUGAACGCAACAAGGAACUUGUCGGCAAGUAUGCCAUGAAGCAGCUGGUGAGCAACAUUCCCCAGGACGGUCGACCCCGGGAGACUUCGGACGAAACAGUGGCAGCGGUUCUCGCAUGCUGUGAAGAGGUCAUACAGCAUAACCAGGACUUUGCGAAGUCGUUUGUGAAUGAGCGAGGUGUCCCAAGACUGAUGUCUAUAGUGAAACACCAGGAGCAGUUCAAUCCAAGGUGCUGCAAGUUUGCCCUAGCUGUGGCCAAGACCUUGUGGGGCUUCAAGGUGCUGCACUCAGACUUCAACCAGAAUGGAUACACACAGAAGGACUUCUGCCCUCCCCAAGCGGCCAGGUCCCAACCGCAGAGCAAUUACAGCACGUUACGACAGAACCAAGGCUAUGACGACACAACAAUGCGUUCUCGUCAUGGCAACGGGAAUGGUUACCCUAGUAACCACAUGACAGGAAGCAAUCCCCGCUUGGUACAGGGCCACAGCAAUCCUGCACUGGACCAACAUGAUAUGUAUGGCAGUAGGCAGGGGAUACCAAUGGUGGACAUCCCAGCCCAGCCCGCUGGAUAUGCCCCCAUAGAUGACCCUGUCCACACAAAACCCAGGAACAAACUGCCUGCUGGAGCUGUACCUCUAUUCCCAGUUGAUAACACAGAGCCUGUCUAUGCCCAGGUCCAGAAGAACCGUAACCACGGUGAUGAGAGGGCAGAGCACGGAGGCCCUGGUCAGAUGAUGCUGUCAGCUGACAACCCAGACGGGGUCGACUCCUGGGUCUAGCAAGGGCAGGGACCCUGGUCUGGUGCAUAUGUAAGAGACACAACUGUGAUUCAUCAACUGGGAAAGACUGCCUGAAAUGGAUGGGAAAGAGUGUCUGAAAUCAAUUGGAAAGGGUGUCUGAAAUCGAUAAUAAAGAGUAGCUGAAAUGUAUGCAACAAUAGUCUUAAAAUUGUUUCUGGUUUGGUGACAAAGGCAUAGAACAUGGUGAAUUGUCAAUCAUUUUUAAAGAUACAGAAACAGUUUUUGAAAUAAUCUUCGUGGCAAUCAGCAACAUUUGUGAAGACAUACGCAAUAGCUCUGACUAAUGUAAGCUUAAUACAUAAAUAAUCUUUGAUUGUUAGGUUGGCAAUGUUUUGGAGGUUUGACUGUUCUCUUGACCAUUUCUUAAGAGCACUCCAUCAUAGUUGGCCAAGGACCUGAUUUCACAUGGGUGAAUCAGCAAGGACCCUGCAACUGUUUGACAAAUAUAGAUCUGAACUAAGUGUUGAGUGUUGAUGACUGCAAGGAUGUGCAUGUAGGCCUAAACCGGACUAGCAAGCACACGGCUUGUAAGCUGCGUUCACUUGUGUCUGCUGACUUUUAAGUAUUUGAACAAACAUUCCAAAACCCACACUUUGUGGUUACACUGUAACAUAAUUAUGUGUAAUAAUGAAUAUAUAUAAGCUACUAAAUAAAUAUUUGUGUCUUUACCUGUAUAUGUGUAUUGGCAAAGUGAGCAACAAAGUUCAUUCUUUUAAGGAUGUGUUGAGUUGUGUCUUGCAAACAUGGGUGUUUUUAUGCUAGCCAAGCUCCAUUCCAGCUUGCCCUAUUGCACAGUCUGGUCAGAAGCUCCACUGUCCGCUAUAAAAUAACACAAAUGUUUCAUGGUCUUAAUAGCAGACAGGGGAGGUCAAGACCAGGCUUUUAGCAUGCUGAGGUUUUAAUGGAGCUACGCUGGCGGCAUAUUGCAUAAGACCCAGUCGGCUCACUUGAAGUCAUGCAAAGUUGUUAUGUAAGACAAGGUUGUGAGCACUGAUAUUGUGUGAGGAAAACAUAUCAGCUUUGUUUCGGUUGAUAUAUCUUUGGUUGUGCAAAAGAUAAAUGUAAUCAUGCAUUCUGAAUACUGUUUUAACGCAACUGUUAUGUUAAAUUGCUUAUUUUAGCAAACUGACUUGCUUGAAUAGUAGUUAUCUGUGCUGGGCAUAAUAGAUGCACAAUGAAAUUACUCAUUUUUGUAUCACAUUAGUAUGCUAAUUUUAUCACUAACUUCAAAUUUAAAGAUUCUUUUUGUAAAAUCAAGUGCAGAAAAUGUAUGUGCAUUUUUACCUGAUGCAGUAACAGCACUUUUUACCAUAAAUGGUUGAUGUAUUUGUUCUGUGUCACAUUCCAGGUGAAUUAAUAUAUUUUUUUAUUAAACACUCCAUUUUUUUUAUUGAAAAGUGUUUUUGUCAACGACAUAAAGAUUGUCUAAAUGAUUAAAAAAAAAUAAUGUACAUUUGUAUCUGAAAUGUCCAAAGAUUAUUUCUUGUUAUGCAUAUAUGCACAUAAUGUCACUUUCAAACCUUUGAAUAUCUUUACUUAAGAUAUAUUGUAAAUAUUCUAAAAACAUUGAUGUAUAAUUAUCAAAAAUCAAAAGUCAUGUUUACGUAGUGCAUCAAGUAAAUCGUUGUAAAUCAGAUUAUGCUCGUAUGAUUUAGUGAUUCAUAGAUAACCAUUAUUUGGUGUUUGUAUAUUUUUUUAUGUAAAUGCUUAAUAUAAGAAUUUUUCUAAUACAACAUAAUAUAUAUAUUUUCCCUCUGUAUUUAUCAUGCUGUUAUAAGAAUAAUAAUAUGUUUGUACAUGUGAAUCAAUUUGUCCAUAAAAAAAUAAUGUUUUUAAAGUAAUAAAAGAGGGAGGCAUCAAA